GGUCCCUCAUCCCAUGUGCGCGCGCUCUCUCUCUCUAGCAGUUGCAAUUGCAUCGAUCCGCCCCACCUCCCACUCUCUUCUCCAACGCCCAAAUCUCUCUCUCUCUCUCUCUCUCUUCAGAAUCCAAUGCUAAUUUGUUUCACUCAAAAGACUCUGCAAAUUCUGUAAAAACAAGAAACUAAAAACUCCUUUCUAUUGUGCUUUUUCUUGAUAUAUAAAGCUUGUUUGGACGAUGAAGCAUCCCAUUUUUGGUAUAAAGCUUCAAGCUUUUUCACUAUUUCUUGGGUUUAUGUGUUCAGCAAUUCUGUUUGUUGAGUCUCAAACAAGCCCAGAUGACGCUUCAUCCAUGCUGGCUCUCAAGAAGAGCCUCAUUUUACCGGAAAAUCUCGGGUGGUCGGACCCGGAUCCGUGCAAGUGGAAACAUGUGGUUUGCGGGGAGAAACGUGUUACCCGGAUCCAAAUCGGGCACCAGAAUGUUGAAGGUACACUCCCUCAAGAACUCUCAUCUCUCACUCAGCUUGAGCGAUUAGAACUUCAAUGGAACAAUAUUUCUGGACCUUUACCAAGCUUGAAGGGGUUUAAUUCACUGCAAGUGUUGAUGCUCAGUAACAACCAGUUUAGUUCCAUUCCUGCUGAUUUUUUUACUGGCAUGUCUUCUUUGAUAUCUGUUGAGAUUGAUAAUAAUCCAUUUUCUGCCUGGGAAAUCCCGGAAAGCCUUAAAAAUGCUUCAGCACUUCAGAAUUUUUCUGCUAAUUCUGCAAAUAUUACUGGAAAAAUUCCAGCAUUUUUAGGAGGUGAUGAGUUUCCUAGUUUAACAAACUUGCAUUUGGCUCUCAAUAACUUGGAAGGGGAGCUGCCAUCAAGUUUUUCAGGGUCCCAGAUUGAGUCUCUGUGGUUAAAUGGGCAGAAACUUGGUGGAGAGAUUGGUGUUAUACAAAAUAUGACUUAUUUGAAGGAGGUUUGGCUUCAUGGAAAUGGAUUUUCUGGUCCAUUGCCUGAUUUUUCGGGCUUGAAGAAUUUGAAGAGCUUGAGUUUGAGGGACAAUUCACUUACAGGGCCUGUUCCCCUGUCUUUGGUAAAUCUUGAUUCUUUAAAGGUCGUUAAUUUGACUAAUAAUUUGUUGCAAGGGCCAAUGCCAAAGUUUAAACACUCAGUUUCUGUGGAUAUGGUAAAGGAUACCAAUCGUUUUUGCUUGCCACAACCUGGGAAUUGUGAGUUUAGAGUGAAUACUUUACUAUCGAUAGCAAGAUCAAUGGAUUAUCCUAGAAAAUUUUCUGAGAAUUGGAAAGGAAAUGAUCCGUGUACCGAUUGGUUUGGGAUUACUUGCAACAGUAGGAACAUAACCAUUGUUAACUUUCAGAAUAUGGGGCUUACAGGUACAAUUUCUCCUGAUUUUGCUUUGCUCAAGUCGGUGCAGAGAUUGAUUCUUGCUGAUAAUAAUCUUACUGGAACCAUCCCGAAGGAGCUUGCCACUCUGCCUGGACUUACCGAACUAGAUGUAUCAAACAACCAGCUUCAUGGGAAAUUGCCGGCUUUUAGAAGUAACAUCAAUGUAAAGACAAAUGGGAAUCCUGACAUCGGGAAGGAUAAGAGUGAUUCAAGUUCUCCUGGUAUGACCUCACCCAAUACACCCAAUUCUGGUUCUGAAAGUGAGGGUGGUUCACAAAAGGAUCAGAAGAAAUCUCGAAAUUGGAUUGGAGUGGUUGUAUUUUCUGUAAUUGGGGGUAUCUUUGUGCUUUGUUUGAUUGGAGUGGCAGCAUUCUGUCUGUACAAGAGCAAACAGAAGCGUUUUAGCAGAGUUCAGAGUCCAAAUGCUAUGGUAGUUCACCCUCGUCAUUCUGGAUCAGACAACGAUUGUGUGAAGAUAACAGUUGCAGGAUCGAGCAUCAGUGUUGGUGCUGUUAGUGAAACUCCUACUGUAUCAACCAGUGAAAACAGCAACAUUCAAAUGGUUGAAGCAUCGAACAUGGUGAUCUCCAUUCAAGUACUGAAAAACGUUACCAACAAUUUCAGUGAAGAGAAUAUACUAGGUCAAGGGGGCUUCGGGACAGUUUACAAAGGAGAAUUGCAUGAUGGAACAAAGAUUGCUGUAAAAAGAAUGGAAGGUGGAGUGAUAACCGGGAAGGGGCUAGCCGAGUUUAAAUCUGAGAUUGCUGUUUUGACCAAGGUCAGACAUCGGCAUCUUGUCGCACUUCUGGGAUACUGUCUUGAUGGAAACGAGAAGCUUCUUGUUUACGAAUACAUGCCUCAAGGGACGCUAAGUAGACAUCUUUUCAACUGGGCGGAUGAAGGGUUGCAGCCAUUGGAGUGGACAAAAAGAUUGACCAUUGCUUUAGAUGUCGCUAGGGGAGUAGAAUACCUCCAUGGUUUGGCCCAUCAAAGCUUCAUACACAGGGACCUAAAGCCAUCCAACAUUCUUCUUGGGGACGAUAUGAGGGCCAAGGUUGCAGAUUUUGGCCUUGUACGCCUUGCUCCAGAAGGGAAAGGCUCCAUUGAGACAAGAAUUGCUGGAACAUUUGGAUACCUGGCACCCGAAUAUGCUGUGACUGGAAGAGUGACUACGAAAGUGGAUGUUUUCAGUUUUGGAGUGAUCUUGAUGGAACUGAUCACUGGUAGAAAGGCACUCGAUGAGAACCUACCUGAGGAAAGCAUGCACCUUUUGACAUGGUUCCGGCGAAUGCACCUGAACAAGGAUUCAUUUGGUAAAGCCAUCGACCCUACAAUUGACCGAAAUGAGGAAACUUUAGCCAGCAUCAGCACUGUUGCUGAACUGGCAGGCCAUUGCUGCGCAAGGGAACCAUAUCAAAGGCCCGAUAUGGGUCAUGCUGUCAAUGUUCUUUCGUCUCUGGUAGAGCUCUGGAAACCAUCCGAUCAAUGUUCCGAGGACAUAUUUGGAAUUGAUCUCGAAAUGUCUUUGCCUCAAGCACUCAAGAAGUGGCAGCAAUUUGAAGGCAGCCAUGCAGACUCAUCAUCUUCAUCCUACUUACCGAGCUUGGACAAUACACAGACUAGCAUACCUACGAGGCCGUAUGGAUUUGCUGACUCAUUCACAUCAGCGGAUGGCAGGUGAAAAAAGAUGGUGGCAUGACCAUGUCAAUUAUAUAACUUAUUUUACUUGUUCAUUCGAUGUGGUUCUUCCUUACUGUAAUUUAAUUCUUGAUGUUUCAACUUUCUCCAUUUUUUCUUGGUUUUUUGUCUUCACUAUUUUUAGUAAUGUAGCUGGAUUUCUUAGCAUCUUUGUGAAGUUUUAGAAAUGGAAUGAAGGUUUCUCAGUUAUAAGUUUGUUU
Messenger RNA from Olea europaea var. sylvestris, 3287 nucleotides. RefSeq names its product receptor protein kinase TMK1-like. Lineage: Eukaryota; Viridiplantae; Streptophyta; Magnoliopsida; Lamiales; Oleaceae. The transcript has 2 exons. The coding region runs from base 233 to 3070 and encodes 945 amino acids. Gene Ontology annotation, biological process: protein phosphorylation. The record is from RefSeq and is a predicted model, not a curated record. Gene Ontology annotation, molecular function: protein kinase activity; ATP binding; protein binding.